This is a messenger RNA of Panicum virgatum (switchgrass), 1771 nucleotides long. Its product is annotated as myb-related protein 1-like. The transcript is spliced from 4 exons. Bases 354 to 1271 code for a protein of 305 amino acids. The record is from RefSeq and is a predicted model, not a curated record. NCBI's taxonomy places the organism in Eukaryota, Viridiplantae, Streptophyta, Magnoliopsida, Poales, Poaceae. Gene Ontology annotation, molecular function: DNA-binding transcription factor activity; DNA binding.
AGAAGUGAAAGCAAAAGCAGCAAACAAUUGAGGUGGUGACAUGGAGGAUGGAUGCAAAAGGAGAUGCUGCCAUGGCCCUGGCCCCCAGCUGCCGCCUCACACGCGCCAUAUUCCCCUGCCGCCGAGCCGAUUCGCGCCCGGGCGUAUCCAUACAUAUACCGCCGGAGGUGGAGACGGGGCCGGAAUAUCUCCCCACCGCACCGGCCGGUGGAGUCCAAGGAAAGGAACCCACCACCCAGCCAGCCAGCCAGCCGGCCGCCUAUAAGAACCGGCCCGCGCCGGAAGCAAUCGCUUGCUGUCGCCGCGGUAGAAGCAGCCGCCGUCUUCUCUGACUCCGGCCGCCGCGGCUUCUCAUGCUGGCCACACCGCCGACGCUGCUGCUGCGAUACGGUCAUACGGAGCGCCGCGGUGGUGCGGUGGUGGGUACGCUGGAAAUGGCAUCGUCGUGUGGUGGCGCCCAGCAGCAGCAGGGUGGCGAGGCCAGGGCGCGGCUCAAGUGGACGCGCGACCUGCACGACCGCUUCGGGCUCGCCGUGGCCCAGCUCGGCGGCGCCGACAAGGCGACGCCCAAGUCCGUCCUGAGGGCCAUGGCCGUGCCGGGGCUCACGCUCUACCACCUCAAGAGCCACCUCCAGAAGUACCGGCUGGCGGUGAGCCGAGACCUCGUCACCACGCCCCCCGGCGAAGGCUCCAACGACCGGUGGUCAUCUUCCUCGGAGAGCCAGCCGGACGAGCACGACGAGGACGCCGCCGCCGAGUGGCGUGGCGCAUUUGCCGCCAGCAGCACUGAAGAAGCUCCCUGCGAUCCUCCCAGGAGCAUGGCGCGGAUGCAGAGGGAGGUGCAGAGGAAGCUGCAGGUGCAGAUCGAGGUCCAGCGGCACCUGCAGCUGAGGAUCGAGGCGCAGGGGAGGUACCUGCAGUCGGUGCUGCGCCGGGCGGAGGAGGUCCUCGCAGACCACGCCGUCGGCUCGCCGGAGCUCUCGGAGCUGGCCUCCGCGGUUGAGUCCGGGUGCCUGUCCUCCUCCUCCUCGCUCUCGCCGUCCCCGCCGCGCCACCGCUCCGCCGGCAGCUGCGUCACGUCCUCCUCCUCGGAGGGCGAGAGACAGGCCGGCGCCGGGUCCAAGAGGCCGUGCACGUGCGCCGCCGCCGAGCAGCCGGUGCAGGGCAGCAAGAGGACCUUCCUGCAGAGCCACGAGGAAGGGGAAGCAGACGCAGACGAAGACGCAGAAGCAGAGGACGGCAGCUCACCAGAGAUCGAUCUCAACAGGUAGGGGGAGAACAGAAGACGAUCGCCAUCAGAAGCAUCUCUGCUGCAUGUGCCGAGCAUCGGGAACAGGGGAUGAUUGGUGGUGUGGCCUCCAAGGUUGGGACCAGGCUUUUCAGCAAUGUCUGAUGCUGCUGCAACGGCUGGUGAUGCUACACUGCUAGCCUGCAGCAACCACACUGCUCUUCAUUCCACAAUAUGAUACAUCUAUAUUUUAAUUUAUGCAAAUGGUUCUUGUGUUUCAUGUACCUCUGUAAAAAAAACAAAGCUGUGACUGGAACUAGAGGCAGGCCCAGCUGCAGAUGAGGCACAUGCAGGAUGCUUGAGGUGCAAUGCAAGGAUGCAUGUAUAGUUAUAGAACUGUGGUAGGAGUAGCUAGUAUCAUCAUAUGCCAUCAGUGAGAUUGAUGCCUUAACAGGGCAAUGGGAUGAGAGCUGGAAAUGGUUUGGAAUGUAAGCUAAGAUUAAAUUUCAAACCUGCUGGGCUCAGUGCACAAUUACAAGUUCA